Pyricularia pennisetigena is the source of this 1131-nucleotide messenger RNA. RefSeq lists its product as uncharacterized. Gene Ontology annotation, molecular function: monoatomic ion transmembrane transporter activity. The transcript is spliced from 5 exons. The coding region runs from base 1 to 1131 and encodes 376 amino acids. NCBI's taxonomy places the organism in Eukaryota, Fungi, Ascomycota, Sordariomycetes, Magnaporthales, Pyriculariaceae. The record is from RefSeq and is a predicted model, not a curated record. Gene Ontology annotation, biological process: mitochondrial transmembrane transport; monoatomic ion transport. Gene Ontology annotation, cellular component: mitochondrial inner membrane.
AUGUCGGCCUCGCUACCGGGGAAUAGGGAACUUCCAGACUCGCAGUAUGAUUUGAACACGUACUGGGGCCGCGUUCGCCAUGCGGCUGGCAUCACGGAUCCGAGGACUCUGUUUGCCGGCAAGGCUGGCCUGGAGCAGGCCAAGCAGGCUCUGAUAGCAUACAAGCAGGGGAGCGUCAAAGACAUGACACCUGAGCUGUGGAAGGCAAAGAAGAUUGUGGACUCAACGCUUCACCCAGACAAUGGCGAACCGGUUUUCCUGCCCUUCCGCAUGUCUUGCUAUGUUCUGUCGAACUUGGUUGUCACGGCUGGAAUGCUGCAGCCAGGCCUCAGUACAGCGGGGACGGUUGCCUGGCAAGUAGUUAACCAGUCUCUCAACGUCGCUAUCAACAGCGCCAACGCCAACAAGUCCUCCCCUCUUACCUUCUCCAAGCUGGCGCAAUCUUACUUUCUCGCAGUAGGAGCCUCAUGCUCCGUCGCAGUCGGACUCAACAGCCUCGUGCCGCGCUUGACCUCGCUCAAGCCCUCCACACGCCUCGUGCUCAGCCGUCUGGUCCCCUUCGCUGCCGUGGCCUCUGCCGGUGCCCUGAACGUCUUCCUCAUGCGAGGCGAGGAGAUUCGUCGGGGCAUUGACGUGUUCCCCGUGCUUUCAGAGGCGGACAAGGCCAGGUUGGCGGCCGAGGGCAAGGCCGAAAGCGAGGUUCAGAGCCUGGGCAAGAGCAAGGUCGCGGCCAAGCUGGCGGUUGGCGAGACGGCGCUGUCCAGGGUGCUGAACGGCUCCCCCAUCAUGGUAAUCCCGCCGCUGGUGCUGGUGCGGCUGCAAAAGACCGAAUGGCUCAAGAGGAGCCCGAGGUUGACGUUGCCUAUCAAUUUGGGGCUCAUCUUGGCCACCAGUUAUGCGGUACUACCGCUCGCGCUAGCAGCAUUCCCGCAGAGACAAAGGAUCUCGGCUGACAGACUUGAGGAGGAAUUCCACGGCCGCGGAGGAGAAGGCGGCAUGGUCGUGUUCACAAGGGGAUUAUGGGACGCAACUGAAGCAGUUUUUGUACUCAAAUCAACGGUUAAGAGCUUCCAGUCCGAGCUGCUCGCUAUGCGAGUCGUGCAGUGCCCUGAUAUUGAAUCGAUGUUUUGA